AUGUCGUCUGACCUGUAUUUCACUGAGGUUGGUGAGUGCGCCACAGAGGAGCUGAAGAAAGAGAGGCUAACGCGAUUUGUUUGUGAGUUGUGCUAUCAUUUCGCGAUGGGCAACGCUGACCUCGUUGCUAAGGUUGGCCAACGACUGGGCGUCGGUAAGUGA
Perkinsus marinus ATCC 50983 is the source of this 162-nucleotide messenger RNA. RefSeq lists its product as hypothetical. NCBI's taxonomy places the organism in Eukaryota, Perkinsozoa, Perkinsida, Perkinsidae. The transcript has 2 exons. Bases 1 to 162 code for a protein of 53 amino acids. The record is from RefSeq and is a predicted model, not a curated record.